This is a messenger RNA of Hypomesus transpacificus, 744 nucleotides long. RefSeq names its product defender against cell death 1 (gene dad1). The transcript is spliced from 3 exons. Gene Ontology annotation, cellular component: membrane; oligosaccharyltransferase complex. Lineage: Eukaryota; Metazoa; Chordata; Actinopteri; Osmeriformes; Osmeridae. The coding region runs from base 115 to 456 and encodes 113 amino acids. The record is from RefSeq and is a predicted model, not a curated record. Gene Ontology annotation, biological process: protein N-linked glycosylation.
CCGUCAACUUCCUUGCGCGGUGGACACGUCAUUUCAUUCUAACAAGGAAAAGAGCACAAUUUAACUACAUCGGUUAGCUAAUUGUAAUCUAGCUAGCUAAACCAAAACGAAGUCAUGUCUAAUUCAGUUCUAUCGGUUGUCUCUCGGUUCUUGGAAGAGUACACCACGACCACGCCGACUAAGCUGAAAGUAGUAGAUUCAUAUCUCCUGUACAUCUUACUCACAGGAGCCUUGCAGUUCCUAUACUGUCUGCUUGUCGGGACCUUCCCAUUUAACAGCUUUUUGUCAGGCUUCAUAUCGUGCGUCGGAUCUUUCAUUCUCGCAGUAUGUCUGCGUAUCCAGAUCAACCCUCAGAACAAAGGUGACUUCCUGUCCGUCUCCCCAGAGAGGGCAUUCGCUGACUUCCUCUUUGCUCACACCGUGCUUCAUCUUGUUGUGAUGAAUUUCAUUGGUUGAUGAACCCUAGAAAACGAGUCCACCAGGCCCCAUUCAGCAGAUGAAAGUACAUUUCCAGAAGAUCACCAUUCAAGACAUUGGAGCUCCUCUUCAACUGUGCCAAUAAUUUGCUUAAUUGAUCCCACACCCACCCUGUAAUUAGAUGCAAAAGUGGCAGAAAGUGAACUACAAAUCUUUCCUACUGAUGUGUAGAGACGUUUUUUUUUUAUUAUUACUUUUUCCAAUCUGUUAUGCAUUCCCCUUUUGCACUUGAGACAGGCUCAAAUAAAAUAAACAGAAAAUUGUGUU